AUGGCAGCGCAGCAUUGGAAACCUGCUGAUCCAGCUCCGCUCGGGCUCUCCGGCUUUGCCGUCACGACGUUUCUCCUGAGUGGCUUCAAUGCCGGUUGGAUUCCCUUCCAAACAUUUCUUGGUGCAGCUGCUUUCUACGGCGGCUUUGCCCAGCUUCUAGCCGGAAUGUGGGAAUUCGCAAACGGGAACGUGUUUGGUGCAACCGCUUUCUCAUCCUAUGGUGCUUUCUGGAUGAGUCUGUUCGUCAUGGUCAACGUGUAUGGAGCCACUCCGCUCUUCUCUACUCAACUUGCAUACUUCCUUGUCGCUUUCCUCAUCUUCAACUCUUACGCUCUCGUGGCAAGCAUGUUUACAAACGCCGCCCUGUUUCUACUCUUCGCUCUUCUGGAAGUGACGUUGAUACUCGACAUCGCCGCGAAUUUCACAAACAAUACCAGUCUUGCCAAAGCUGGAGGCUACUGUGGAAUCGUAUGUGCAUCAACUGCAUGGUACAUCGCAACUGCAAGUCUUGUGAAUGGAACUGCACGACGACACAUCCUUCCACUGGGACGCCCUGUCAUCCGUCUCCCUAAACCGAGUGAUGACACUGAGAUGAAUGGGGUUCAGCAGACAGGAGAGCUUACUUUCACCCUCCCAGUCGAACAGCGCGUAUGGUCUGCUCAUCAUGCAUGA
Messenger RNA from Guillardia theta CCMP2712, 672 nucleotides. RefSeq lists its product as hypothetical. The record is from RefSeq and is a predicted model, not a curated record. Bases 1 to 672 code for a protein of 223 amino acids. Gene Ontology annotation, cellular component: plasma membrane. The transcript has a single exon. Lineage: Eukaryota; Cryptophyceae; Pyrenomonadales; Geminigeraceae. Gene Ontology annotation, molecular function: acetate transmembrane transporter activity.